AUGAGAAAUUUGACUGGUUUGGACAUUUGCUUUAAUAGAAAUCAUGGAAAUGAUGAAAUGGAUCAAUUAAUAGCACUUGAUAUAAGUUUCAACUCGAUUGAUAAUAAUCGAAUUAAAAUAAUUAGUGGGAUGAAAAAUUUAACAAAAUUGAGAUGCUUUGCUAAUGAUUUCAAUCUUGAAGGAAUCAAAUCUCUAGUAUCAAUGAAAAAUAUAACCAAUUUGGGUAUUGGUCCAAACAAAAUUGGCACAGCCGAGACGAAGGCUCUCAGCGAAAUGAAACAAUUAACGGCUCUUGAUUUAAGAUGUAAUUAUAUUACCAUGGAGGGUGCUCAAUAUAUCAGUGAAUUACACAAUUUACCUGAAUUAUUUAUUAACCAAAUACCAUUGGUGGUGAAGGAGCCAAUUGGAUUAGCAACUCUGAAUGAUAUAACAGCGGAAGGAGCUCAAUUAAUAAGUAGUAUGGAUUCGCUGACUUUUCUUUCUAUUGGACAAAAUAAUAUUAGUUCAUUAGGAGCCAAAUUUAUUGGAAAUGGGUUGAGAAAUUUGAGAACUUUAGAUAUUCAUAAUAAUACCAUUGAUUUAGAAGGAGUUCAAGCAAUUUGUAAAUUAAUAAUUUAA
Molecule: messenger RNA, 618 nt
Organism: Naegleria gruberi
Lineage: Eukaryota; Heterolobosea; Eutetramitea; Acrasida; Naegleriidae
Exons: 1
Coding region: 1-618 (205 amino acids)
Molecular function (GO): protein binding
Source: RefSeq, a predicted model, not a curated record